This is a messenger RNA of Trifolium pratense (red clover), 1508 nucleotides long. RefSeq names its product CDP-diacylglycerol--glycerol-3-phosphate 3-phosphatidyltransferase 2-like. Gene Ontology annotation, biological process: glycerophospholipid biosynthetic process. Bases 215 to 1102 code for a protein of 295 amino acids. NCBI's taxonomy places the organism in Eukaryota, Viridiplantae, Streptophyta, Magnoliopsida, Fabales, Fabaceae. Gene Ontology annotation, cellular component: membrane; chloroplast envelope. The transcript is spliced from 7 exons. The record is from RefSeq and is a predicted model, not a curated record. Gene Ontology annotation, molecular function: CDP-diacylglycerol-glycerol-3-phosphate 3-phosphatidyltransferase activity.
GUAUUCACAACGAUUUUACAAUUUUUUUUUUGAUAAAAACAAAGUUUAUUCUUUUCACAACAAGAAAAGAAAGAAGAAGUUAUGUACAGUACACCUUGCAAGAAGAAAAACUGAUUUAUAGUUAUCCAAAAAAUAGUGAUUUGUUCAAUUCAAGUCGAAGAACAAACAGAACAGAAGUGAUCAUCAUCAUCAGUGUUUCAUUUCAUCACUCACGAUGUCAGCCCUUAAACUGAGCGCAACUGCUUCUAUCUACUAUGUCCGUUCCGCCACCACCACCACUAAACCCUUAUUCAUAUCAUUCUCAAACACUAUCUCUUCUUCCAGAAACAUUCACCAACAACACUCACGCAUCAGGUACAUCCCCUCCACAACUAAAUUCCCAAUUUCUUCUAAUCAAACCAAACCCUCCUCUUUCUCCGACAACAACAAUUUCGCCGGCUUUUCCGGAAAACCUCUAGUUUCCAACGUUCCAUCACCGCCACAGUCACAGCCACAACCGGAACCUUCUAAAUUGCUCACUUUGCCCACUAUUUUAACUCUUGGCCGUGUCGCCGCCGUGCCGCUUCUUGUUGCCACUUUCUAUAUGGAUGGUUGGCGAGGAACAACUGCUACUACCACAAUUUUCAUUGCUGCUUCUUUUACAGAUUGGCUUGAUGGUUAUAUUGCUCGCAAGAUGAAGUUAAAAUCUUCAUUUGGUGCAUUCUUAGAUCCUGUAGCUGACAAGCUUAUGGUUGCCGCGACAUUGGUCUUAUUAUGUACUAGACCUUUGGAUGCUGGUGUAUUCGGCCAAGCACCCUGGUUACUCCCUAUACCUUCCAUUGCCAUCAUUGGUAGAGAGAUAACCAUGUCUGCUGUCAGGGAAUGGGCGGCUUCCCAGGAUAGUAAGCUUUUAGAGGCUGUUGCUGUAAAUAACUUGGGGAAGUGGAAAACAGCUACGCAGAUGACGGCUCUAGCCAUCCUCCUUGCGACCCGGGACUCGAGUCAUGGAGUAGCUGCCUUUGCAGUGGGGUCUGGUGUUGCUUUGCUUUAUACUUCAGCAGGGCUUGCCUUAUGGUCAUUGGUUGUAUAUAUGAGAAAAAUUUGGAAGGUGUUGUUGAGGUAGCAUGCCUGAUGCUCCAUGUAUUUGGCAUAUAUAUAUUCCAUUUUUUGUGGCUCCGGUUCUCCAAUAUUUACUGACACACGAAAGGGAGCUGCAUUUUUAGUGGCAUGUAAAUGUAUUUAUUCUGCGAAUUGUCUAACUAGACAGCACCAUUUCUUCUAUUCCUGAAAAUUAUCUGCACACAUUUUUGCCCUCAGUCACUCUAGGAAAUAAAAAGGAAGAAAGAAGGCAACUAGAUUUUGGAGUCAUUGAAGCUUUGCCACAAGAGAAAAUUCAAAACAGGAAUUAUUGUAGGUCGGACCAUAGUUUUCUUUUCAAUUACCUUUCUUCCUGUAUGUUAUUAUUCAUUAUGUAUAAGCACACCAGUUAAAUUACAAUGUAUACUUAUGGUUAAUAUCUAUUACUGCUU